Messenger RNA from Mugil cephalus (flathead mullet), 1826 nucleotides. Its product is annotated as aurora kinase A and ninein-interacting protein. Bases 322 to 1692 code for a protein of 456 amino acids. Lineage: Eukaryota; Metazoa; Chordata; Actinopteri; Mugiliformes; Mugilidae. Gene Ontology annotation, cellular component: spindle pole; centrosome. The transcript is spliced from 4 exons. Gene Ontology annotation, biological process: spindle organization. The record is from RefSeq and is a predicted model, not a curated record.
AAUAAACACAAUUCAAGAAUAGCAUCAGCAUUUAGACAAUAAAUAUUAGUUUGGAAUGCGCAGGGACUUGAAAACGUUUUCGUCUUACAAUUUUAAUUAGCUAUCGUAUUAAGCGAUGGUUGUUAAUUUUUGACCGUAUUUUUAAUUCUUUUACACAGUCAAACGCCAGAGGCAGCCGAGCGCCAAGGCGGUAGACUCAAACAAACAGACGAGGACGGAAAAUCUCUGGCUGUGUUAAAGUUGGGUACAUUUAAAACACACAAGAAACAGAAAAUAUCGCUUCUACAAGUCUAGAAGGGUUUUCUUUCGUCAGUCUCCGUCAUGAAGACCUCUAAAGCAACAGUGCAGACAUCUGCUCAAGAGGAAUGUGGCGUUUGGUUGGACACUGUGCAGCUGAAAGGAAAAGCUAAACAAAAACGUCUCGCUCGCCCCAUUUCUAAAUUGCUGAAUCCCUUCGCUCAAGGUGGGGGAUACAGUUUGGCUGUGGCACUCAGCUUCACUCAGACCAAAAUGGAAAUGCCAAAAACUAAACAGAGUUCUAUAUCAACCUUUUUCACGCCUCAUCAGAGAAACCUCAAUAAGAUGUCCACUUCAGCACCACCAAACAUGGAUCCAUCUACCUCAACUACACCCACAGUGGUAACAUCUGGGAGAAAACGAGGACGUGACACGUAUCACGAAGAGUCUGACUUGUGUAAGUCUGAUGUAGAUCAUGAGUGGGACAGGGAAAAUGUGUCAGAGGCUGACGCAACACUGUGGCCGAGGCAAAUAACAAGUGUUUCACCUUCACAAAAUAUACACUGUGAAUUUGAAGAGGAGAAUUUUGAAGACUUUAAACCGCCAAAGAGUAAGAGGAGGCUCACAGACACGUCACACUUACUACCCGGUGACAGUCAACCUCUUCCACAGGCGUGGAGUCAGGACCCACUGCUUACCUAUAGCCAGUAUGCUGAAAGUGAAUUUUACCAAGCGAGCCAGAAAAACGCCACACAGAAGAACUUAAGCGACUCUGAGCCGAGUUUCCUCAACAGUCUACAAAGUGAGGAAGGUUUUGGAAAUCUGAUGGAUGUAAACGGAAGAACGUCGACUCAAAAAUCUUUGAAACAUCCUCAUUCUUCUCAGUUUGAUGAUGAGAAAGAAAACAGCAAGUCAUUGUCUUUUAAUUCCCCAAGUAAGCGCUCGUCGAAUCUGAAGUCUUUAAAACAUCCUCGUUCUUCUCAGAUGGACGAUGAAAAAGAAAACGGCAAGUCAUUGUCUUUUAAUUCCCCAAGUAAGCACUUGUCUUUCUCUCACGGGGGACAUCUUUCGAACCACAAAUGGGCAGAACCAAAAACUGUGUUACCUCGAAAGCAUAAACGUGAGCUGUGGAAAAAGGCUGAAGAACAGGAGAUCCUUGACUCAGAGAUCAAGUGGACAAAACCGAUUUGCUCUCCUCUUAAAAAACGAGCACCACAGCAGCGAAACAGAGGGGUCGAUGAAGACAGUUUGGCCAUGUUGUUUACUCAGGACUCUGAAGGCUUUAGGGUGAUAGCGCAUAGAGGCCUGCAAACCAGGAGUCCGCUCAAAGAUCAGAGUAAUGUAAGCAAUGGGAUGUUGAGAACUAGUGCUUUUAAAUCUCUGGUGGAGGAGGAAGCGGAGGACGACAUGCUCUUUACUCAAGACUCUCAGGGAAAUGUGGUGAUCAAACACUGAACAAGAUGUCUCCAGAUAUCUUCUUGUAUGUAUAUAGUCCAACAAACAUGGAUGUUAGAGUGGACUGACUGAAAUGUCUUUUUUUUUUUAAAUGCAGCAACCAUAAGCUUAAUUAAAUGUUGUUUUCUAAUGUU